GCUCGAUACCAGCUUGCCUAUUGGAAAGUCUCAUCCACUUGAGAGUGUUGAAUGCUCGGGAGAAUAGUUUUCAAGGAAGCAUGCCUCAAAAGGUCAGCUCAAGAUGUGCUAUACAAACCAUUAACCUCAAUGGAAACAAGUUAGAAGGGGUGGUACCCAGCUCAUGGGCCAACUGUGCUGAGCUAGAAGUCGUAGACCUUGGUAGGAAUAAGUUGGCAGACUCUUUCCCACAUUGGCUGAUGAACCUUCCUGCACUGAAAGUCUUGGUUCUCAAAAAAAACAAAUUCUUUGGACAUCUACCUGGAAUUUGCGAAGGUAAUCACUUCUUCAUGAAUCUCCAAAUCUUUGACAUCUCUUCAAACCAUUUCACUGGUAGCUUGCCAUCAGAGUGCUUUAAGAGCAUGAAGGCGAUGAUGGUUCAUCAGGGACAGACGAAGACAAUUGGAUACAGGAAUGAUAGUUCAAGCGCACCAUAUUAUCAAGACACGAUUACUGUUAAUUUGAAAGGGUUUGAGAUCCAACUAGUAAAGAUUUUGUCUACCUUCACUUCCAUCGAUUUGUCAGAUAACCAAUUUGUGGGGAAUAUUCCUCAAGUUCUUGGUGAUCUUAAGUCCCUUCAUUCUUUGAACAUGUCACUUAAUGCUCUCACUGGUGAAAUUCCACGGGUACUCGGAGAUAUGAGUGAGCUGGAGGCAUUGGACCUCUCAGGAAACCAAUUAUCAGGAGUGAUUCCGAGUUCUCUAACCUCCCUGACCUUCUUGGCUUUCUUGAAUCUGUCAAACAACAAUUUGAUUGGCAGAAUACCACAGAGCUACCAGUUCUUCACAUUCUCAAAUUCAUCAUUUGAAGGGAAUCCAGGACUGUGUGGGAGCCCAUUAUCAAGGGAUUGUAUUAAUUCAACUAGUGUGGAGCCAUCUUCAAAUUCUACGAAUGCACCCACAGAGUUUGACAUGGACAAGAUUUGGUUCUGGAUGUUCACAGGAUUGGGUUAUGGAGUUGGAUUUGCAGCGGCCAUUAUCUAUCUAUUGUUCUUUCCCAAGUGGAAAAUGUGGUACAAGAGGAGGUUCAUGAACAGAUAAAGACAUACAUUUCUAAAACAAGAGGACAUUCCUUCUUCUGUAAUCAUCAAAGAAACUAUUUCAAAGGCCAAGCUAUGACUUCGGGUAGGAGAUAACUGGGGAAACAGACAUUAUCAGCUUACUG
Messenger RNA from Dioscorea cayenensis subsp. rotundata (Guinea yam), 1203 nucleotides. Its product is annotated as receptor-like protein 33. The coding region runs from base 81 to 1079 and encodes 332 amino acids. Gene Ontology annotation, molecular function: protein binding. Lineage: Eukaryota; Viridiplantae; Streptophyta; Magnoliopsida; Dioscoreales; Dioscoreaceae. The record is from RefSeq and is a predicted model, not a curated record. The transcript is spliced from 2 exons.